CACGUUCAUUGACAAGUUAUACAAACAAAUCAUUCAAAGACAUACAAAUAAUAAUUGAGUUUUUUUGUAAAGUAGAAAAAUGGGAUUGAGUGGUGUUCUUCAUGUGGAGGUUGAGGUUAAGUCUCCGGCUGAAAAGUUUUGGGUAGCCCUCGGUGACGGCAUCAAUCUCUUCCCCAAAGCUUUCCCUAACGACUACAAAACCAUCCAAGUUCUAGCCGGCGAUGGCAACGCUCCUGGCUCCAUUCGCCUCAUUACUUAUGGAGAAGGAUCUCCACUGGUGAAGAUAUCGGCUGAGAGGAUCGAAGCAGUGGAUUUGGAGAACAAAAGCAUGUCGUACAGCAUCAUUGGCGGAGAAAUGUUGGAGUACUACAAAACUUUCAAAGGAACCAUCACCGUUAUUCCUAAGGAUGGUGGUAGCCUUCUGAAAUGGUCCGGUGAGUUUGAGAAGACCUCCCAUGAGAUCGAUGACCCACACGUCAUCAAGGACUUUGCUGUCAAGAACUUCAAAGAGAUAGAUGAGUAUCUGCUUAAGCAAUCUAUUGCCUAAAACUAGAAAUAUCUUUAAAUUAUAUAAGAGGGUUUCGAUCGUUUCUAUAUGAUUUUCCUAAGUAUGAAGAAGUUGAAUAAACUGGAACCUCUUUAUGAAACAUCCACGUUUAUGAUUGCGGAGUUUGAUUUUUGGUGUA
Messenger RNA from Arabidopsis lyrata subsp. lyrata, 686 nucleotides. RefSeq names its product MLP-like protein 423. Lineage: Eukaryota; Viridiplantae; Streptophyta; Magnoliopsida; Brassicales; Brassicaceae. Gene Ontology annotation, biological process: abscisic acid-activated signaling pathway; defense response. The transcript is spliced from 2 exons. The record is from RefSeq and is a predicted model, not a curated record. Bases 80 to 547 code for a protein of 155 amino acids. Gene Ontology annotation, molecular function: abscisic acid binding; protein phosphatase inhibitor activity; signaling receptor activity.